UCGAAGUUGCAAUCAAUCUCGACACACCGGGGACCAUUUCGUUACCGAGUGUUACUUAACACCACAAACAGCGCUCGCGAGCGCCUAAAGAUCACUUCUUGCAACAGAAACGCAAACGCAACAAGUUUGGCAACGAAAGCGUUACGCGUUUUGCAAAAGAAGCCAAAAGUGUACACUCAGUUAAGAAAAUGCGGCUCAGCGCGACAGUCGUCUCUUGUGUCAUCAGCUUCUGCUGUUUGGUUGGGUACACAUUUGCAAAGAAAAAGAUUAUUGACGAGGUAAAAAUCUGCAAAAGAAAUGAUCCGAAUCUCAGUGAUUGUUACGCGGAUAAUUUUCGACGGUUGGUACCACUGACGAAAAAUGGCAUUCCGGAAAUGAACCUCCUCAAAGUGGAACCACUGCUAGUCGACAAAGUUUUAUUAGAUUUUACACAAUCAAGAACAUUCAGAUUGGAAACAGUUUUAGAAAAAAUCAAUAUGAGCGGUUUAGGUGCAACUAAUCUCACAGGGUGUGUGAUUAAAAUCAUCCCGGAUGGAAUGACAGCUGAUUUAGAGAUGAAUAUACCUGAAGUCACCAUGAAAUCAACAUAUAAAGCAAAAGGAAACUUUCUACUUAUCAAUAUCAAUAGUAAAGGAGACUUUGUUGGAAAUUUUACUGGUUUAAAAGUUCGUGGACAAUGGAAAAGUCAGAGAUUCAUGAAGAAAAACAAAGAAUAUUUAGGUUUCAAGGAUACAUCACUUGAUAUUGAAAUUAAAGUCAUCCGUGUGCACUUUGAGAACCUUUUCGGGAAUAACACAGAACUGAAUGAUUCAAUUAACAAUGCAAUCAAUGAUAACAUUGAUGUUCUCUACGAUGAACUGAAACCCAUUGUCUUACAAACAAUCCGUGCGAUUAUCCUGGAAGCAGUAAACAAUGUAUUCGGAUUGUUUCCAUAUAAUGUAUUAUUUCCAGAGAAGUAGCAGUGUUGAGAAGUAUUUUUAGACAUAGAAUUUAUUAUAGAAUCUUAAUUUUUGUAGCUAAAAACUUGAAAAACGAAAUAAACAAAAUUUUAUUGAUCA
Molecule: messenger RNA, 1058 nt
Organism: Dalotia coriaria
Lineage: Eukaryota; Metazoa; Arthropoda; Insecta; Coleoptera; Staphylinidae
Product: protein takeout-like
Exons: 3
Coding region: 189-959 (256 amino acids)
Source: RefSeq, a predicted model, not a curated record